CUAUUUAUUUUUUGAAAAAAAAACCCUUUUAAAAGUAGCUGGCGUAUAAUCGUUUUCGUGGAAAAAUGUGAACAAUAAUAUAAUUACUGUCCACAGCGAUAUGUUGCAAUGCAAAAAUUAAACGAGUUUAAAUGAAUGAGAUUAAAGAGGCGAGUGCGGCAGUUUAACAGUCAAACAAAUGUGUGAAAAUAUAAAUAUUCGCAGUGCCCGGAACUGCCAAGCCACAUAAGCGGGCUCAGAAGCGAGUUCAGAAGAACUAACUAAACUCAUUACAAAACCAAACACAAAAAAAAAUAUUCUCAUCACCACCAUGAACAAGGUCGCUACCGAAGAACCCAGCACUUCAAGCGCUACGACGAAGCAUGUCAAAAUCAACUCUUCCGCCGUCAAAGCCACCAACACCACAACAACCGAUACUGCCACCUUGCCGAAGAAAAGCGCGGCACCCUCUACUUCGACUUCGACGCCCACCCUCGCACAAAUUGGCACACAAACAUCGCAGCAUUUUCGUCUCAGUCAAAUCUCCGACAGCGGUGCUGAGGGUGGCGACGAACAGACGCGCCUCAUACGCUCACCCUCCGCGCGUUCGCAUAAAUUCAUCAUCAUACCCGCCACACCGCCCACGCCCAAUUUAACGCCUACCGGCUCAACAAAAGAAAAACCUCCCACAUUUCGACCAACCUUCACAGCAAACUCAUUGUCCACUCUAGCGGCCACAAUCCAGAAGACGCCCGGCACAAGUUCACAACAAACCACAAAACAACAGCCGCCAUUACAAAGACCGAAAUCAGUGGCGCGUCAGUUGUCUGCGUUAGCAUCGGCGGUGGCGGUGGCGGGCACAAUAACUACAGUAGCCGCAGCACAACUGCAGCCGAUGCCGCCGCCAAACGGAGAGAAUCAAAUACCUACGCCGACUACAGUUAAUCAGUCAAUGCUCACAUCGCCGCACCACAGCUCAAUUAAUUUCACGCGCGGUGCAUUAGCAGCCGCAACAGCAACGGCAGCAGCAACACCAUCAUCAUUAACACGUUCAGCAAAAUCACAAUCGGAUGUAGCUCAUCAGUCGACUAGCGCUAAUACGCCAGCCAAAACAGCAACAACAAUAGCAGCUGCGCUUAAUAAUAAUGCAGCUGGCGUGACAUUUACAAUUGAGGAUUGCGAAUCGGAUGGUGGCGUUAGCAGCGAUUAUAUGCCUGCCUUCGAUGCAACACUUCAUCCGAGCAAUGCAACCGCAAUCAGUUCCAUUAAAUCCGCGACGAAACUCACACCCGCAUAUACGAUUGCUGUCGGUACACAGACGCCACUCUCCUCAUCGACAACAGCGUUGGUUACAGCCAGCACAGCACCCGCAUCCACAGCAGUCUACCCCUACUAUCGUAGCGCCUUGACUGCCAGCGAAACAACGCCAUAUUUGCAAGGGUUUAGUUCACGCGGCCGCAGCGAGAGGAGCAGCAUGAGAUCGGUGGUAUCAGCUUACAUUCCCAGCUCCCAGGACCCCCUUGGCGAUGCGCUGGCACAAUAUGAGCAACAGCAACAGCAACAACAACAUUAUUUACGACCCAGCCAUUCGGGUAAAGAUUUAAGCGCUAGUUCCUCAUUCAUUUAUCAUGAUCACGUUGCCAAUCAAAUAUAUUCGGAUGUGACGUCGGUACGCUCAAUAGCAUCGAUUGGCAUCGGUUCGACGGAUGGACGUAGAUUGGUGAUUAGACGAGUGCCGCAUACCCCGCAUGAGCUAUUCAAUAUGGUGCAUCCACCGACGCCACCGUAA
Molecule: messenger RNA, 1768 nt
Organism: Rhagoletis pomonella (apple maggot)
Lineage: Eukaryota; Metazoa; Arthropoda; Insecta; Diptera; Tephritidae
Product: sodium- and chloride-dependent GABA transporter ine-like
Exons: 2
Coding region: 311-1768 (485 amino acids)
Source: RefSeq, a predicted model, not a curated record